AAUUGUGCAUCCGUGGAAUGCAGUAAUGUUGGAUCUGGGGGUCUUGUUGACUAUACGAGUCAAUUUAUUACUAAUGAGAUUUUCAAGAGCAAAGAAGAAUUGCUCGGUUGGGUACGGGACGUUGGAAGGAAAAAUGGGUUUGUGGUUGUCAUCAAGACAUCGGACUAUGGAGGUGGUCAUAGGACACCAAGGAUAUAUCUUGCCUGUGAGAGAAGUGGUCAAUACAGAGCUCAUAAGAAAUUAAAAGGAGAUGAUUCAAACAAAAAAAUUGUGAAGAUAACGGGUACAAAGAAAUGCGGGUGUCCCUUUGAGUUGAGGGCUUGUAAGUUGAUGGAUGAUGAUGAUUGGAUGGUAGAUGUAGCAUGUGGAAUGCAUAACCAUGCUCCUGCUAAACAUUUUGAAGAACAUUCAUUUGCAGGGAGAUUAUCUGAGGAGGAAACAUCAUUACUAGUGGAUAUGUCCAAAAGCAUGGUCAGACCAAAAGAGAUUUUGGUUACAUUAAAAUGA
Molecule: messenger RNA, 507 nt
Organism: Camellia sinensis
Lineage: Eukaryota; Viridiplantae; Streptophyta; Magnoliopsida; Ericales; Theaceae
Source: RefSeq, a predicted model, not a curated record